AUGAAAUCAAGAAACUCCAAGAUUUCUCCAAUGGCGACGCAGCUAUUCUUGAUCAUCGCCGGAAUCCUAGUCUUGAGCGCCGCCGCCUCCGCCCCACCCAACAUCGGCAGCAUCCUCUCGACGCUGGGUUUCGAAGAGCUCUCCGCCGCAGCGAGCGCGGCAAACCUCUCCUCGGGCGGGCCCACGACGAUCUUCGCCCCCACCGACGCCUCGCUCGACACGUGUCCGACCUGCUCCACCUCUCUCCUCCUCCAAGAACACUCGGUGCCGGGGCUCUACCCGCUCCACUUCCUCCGCCGCUUCGCAUUCGGCACCAAGAUCGAGUCUUUCGCGGCCAACCGCUGCCUCACGGUCACGGCCUCCGCGGACCCCACCACCGCCAGGAAAAAGGUCUUCAUCAACGGCGCCGAGAUCGCCAAGCCCGACUUCUUCAACAACGGCCUCGUCGUCGUCCACGCCAUCCAGGGCUACGUCUCCCACCUCUCCCCGCUAUCCUGCGCCGUCGAGGCCAUGACCACUUUAUCCUUCCCCCACCGCGCCGCCACCCUCUCUAUCAUGCGCUUCAUGCUAAAAGACGCCAUGCGCGCCCUCCGCGUCGGCGGCUACAGCAUCGUCGCGCUCUCCAUCCGCCUCAAGUUCCCUCAGCUUCUCGAGCUCAACUCGCUCACCCUCUUCGCCGUCGACGACGUCUCCGUCUUCGUCCGCGGCGGGGGCGGGGGCGGCGGGCAGCUCUACGUGGCGGAGAUGGGAUUCCACAUUGUUCCCAACAGGCUGCUUACGGCUGCGGAUUUGAUGACCCUCAAAAACGGCACGGUGCUGCCCACGAUGGAGCGCGGCCGGGAUCUGGUGGUGACGAGCGCCGGAGGAGGCGGGCCGCUGGCGCCCAUGCGGAUUAAUUUUGUGAAGGUGGAUAGAUUUGAUCUGGUGGUUAACAAGAGGGUGGCUGUUCAUGGACUGUCGAUGCCGUUCCGUGACGUUGACCGGAAGUGGUUCUCCGGCCAAGAAUUGGGUUCGGUCGCGGCCGGAGUUCCGGUGAUGCAAUAGUUUCCCGGCCAAGAUGCAUAUAUAGUCAUUGCUAGUGAUUUUUGAUGACUUUUGAGUUUAAGAGCAAUUUCUAAUUGCAGUUUUUUGUCAGACUUGUAGAUAUGCAUUGUUGGUUUUAUACCAAUUCAAUUGAUUGAGAGUA
Molecule: messenger RNA, 1186 nt
Organism: Salvia hispanica
Lineage: Eukaryota; Viridiplantae; Streptophyta; Magnoliopsida; Lamiales; Lamiaceae
Source: RefSeq, a predicted model, not a curated record